Molecule: messenger RNA, 1227 nt
Organism: Cercospora beticola
Lineage: Eukaryota; Fungi; Ascomycota; Dothideomycetes; Mycosphaerellales; Mycosphaerellaceae
Source: RefSeq, a predicted model, not a curated record
GCCUCGAUUUGGCAUCAAGAAGUGGAUAUGUACAAGACGCUGCACUGCUCUGCUGGCUCAGAGCUACACCCACGCUCCAGCAUCGAUCGAAAUGCGCUUUCUCACUCUCGCCGCUGGCCUUGUGGCCUCUGUGCUGCCGUUCUUGGCACAAGCACAAUGUAUCAAUGAGCUGGCACAGUUCAAUGCAAAUGUCCGGACAAUGAGCUCUAAUACUACGUGGUUCAUACUUCCAAUUCCCAAGGCAGCUGCCCAGGCCGCAAUCGAUGCUUCCUUCCCUGGCGCAGGUCUUCGAAUGCUCGAUGUGCCGAACGACCCUUCACUAUUCCCUCAAGGCUUUCCUGCAGGCUUCCAACCGGUAUUGGUCAACUCUGGACUCACCGACGACAUCAGGAUGUCCGCUCUACAGAUUGAUGAAGGACUCAUGCAAGGCAACAUUUACGUGACCUAUGUGGGGCAGCGUGGAAGUUCUACGCCCCUGGCAGCAUCGACGAAGGGAUACAUCGCCGGUAUCAACGGACCUUUGCCAAACGGCCUCGUACCAGCAGUCGCAUCGCCUCUCCUCUUCGGCGGCAAUCCACUUCGAUUGGGACAGUUCCAGCCCAAAGGAGCUGCUUACCAACAGAAUGGAAAUGACAUCUUGGGCGCCAGAGUCGCCUGGACCAUCGUACCAAACCCCAUUUCCGGCCCAGGCGUCUAUCCAAAUGCCUUCGACAUGAUCUUCAGAACAGCGCCAUCUUCACGCUACACCGAUAGAACGUUCAAGAGCCUCAUCAAUCAGCCCAUAAUCCUGCCUACCGGUCUGUGUCAGCGCAACACGUACUACUUCAACAAUGCUACUGCGAAUCCAGUGUUCAGGAACGGCAACGUCACUCUUGGCCCUGGAGCCAGUGGAAGCAGCCCUUUCAGCAGCGGUCUUCAGAAGGCGAGUCCGGAUGGGUCAGGAUUCUAUGGCAAUGUUGAUGGAUAUUCGGCAUGUGCGCAGAAUGUUGGAUACAACCCAGAGAACUGCGAGCAAGCUGCCAGGAGCGUUGAUCCGGUUGCAUUGCAGUAGUGGGCUUUGAAUGCUGGAUCUUACUGACCGGUUUCAUGAGGGAUGAACAUAGAUAAACGACUCAUAUUAUUACAUUCCAUGCACAACAAAAUAGCUCUAUUGCUGAGGCUUUCUGCGACGUUCAUCGCUUUCAAGGAUCUACUGCUCCAGUCAGAUCAUAACAAGCCCAUGGCCAC